Messenger RNA from Argiope bruennichi, 1103 nucleotides. Its product is annotated as dehydrogenase/reductase SDR family member 11-like. NCBI's taxonomy places the organism in Eukaryota, Metazoa, Arthropoda, Arachnida, Araneae, Araneidae. Bases 145 to 918 code for a protein of 257 amino acids. The record is from RefSeq and is a predicted model, not a curated record. The transcript is spliced from 5 exons.
UUUUCCUACUCCGUCACGAAAUCGGCAGUUGACUUUAUUUUUUCUGAUAUCUCAUUUAUUAUCUCAGCUGAAGUAAUUUCAACGAAACGCUCUUCAGUUAAAACUCGUUGUCUGUCUGCAUCAAUUUGAAUUGAAGCAUCCGGAAUGGAGCGUUGGAACGGUCGAGUGGCUCUUGUGACAGGGGCUUCUGUCGGCAUCGGUGCCGGUGUGUGUAGAGCCCUUGUGCAGCAUGGCAUGGUGGUCGUCGGAUGCGCGAGGAGUGUGGAUAAAAUAAAGACAAUUGCGGAAGAGGAUGGUGUGAAAAAUUCUCCAGGAAAGUUGAUUGCUUAUAAGUGCGACCUCAACCAGGAGUCAGAAAUCCUGUCUCUGUUUGAUGAAAUCCGCAAGACUUACGGCCGCCUGGAUGUUUGCAUCAACAAUGCCGGAUUGAGCCACAACGCCCCUCUUCUCAGCGGCACCACUGCGGACUGGAGGAACAUGCUGGAUGUGAACGUGAUGGCUUUGUGUAUUUGCACCCAAGAAGCUGUCAAACUGAUGCGAGAAAAAGGUGUGGACGACGGACAGAUCAUUCACAUUAGCAGCAUGGGAGGCCAUCGUUUACCAGCUAAUAUGCCGGGGGCCCACUUUUACUGUGGAACCAAGUUCAUGGUGAGGGCCCUCACUGAAGGCCUCAGGAGAGAGCUGAAAUCCCUCAACAGUCAUAUUAGAAUAGCUAGCAUCAGUCCCGGAAUGGUGGAAACCGAGUUCUUCGACCACUUCCUGAAGAACGAUCCUACACGCAAAGCUUCCGACAUCUUCAGUUCCAUGAAAGCCCUUCAGUCCAGUGACAUUGCCGACACUGUCGUCUACAUCCUCGGAGCGCCUCCGCAUGUUGAAGUACACGACAUCAUGUUGCGACCUUUUGACCAAACUUCGUAAAAGUCAUGGAUGUGUUCCAAUUGUACGAAGUGAAUAUCGGAUCUUACUUUGAUUUCGAUCGGCUGUAAUUUGAAGUUUUCUUUUUUGUUGGAAAUUAUGUCCAAGUGCCAAAAAUAAAGUAUAAAAUAUUGCUUUGUUCCUAUAAUCUGUGCGAUAUUUGAAAUUAAAUGUGUUGUCGAUUAGCA